CUGAAUUAAAUGAACCAUCAUUACAAAUUAGCAAAUAUUAUGGAUCCAAUCAAAUCGAUUUAACACAAGGUUUAGAUUAUGUUCCCAAACAAUUAGUUUUAAAUAUAAUGAGUGAUGAUGAUAAAGAUGAAGUAAAUAAUAUUUAUUAUGAUUCACAAAAUGGAGAUAAUGAUUUAAAUUAUGAGGAUUUUGAAGAAAAUAAUUUUGAAAGAAAUAAUUUAGAAGAAAAUGAUUUUGGAGAAGGUUUAAAUCCUAGAAAUUCAGAAAGAGAAAACCUUGAUAAUAUUCUGGAACAACCAAAGGCUAAAUCUAAAAAUAGGCCCAAAAUCAUUCCUAAAAAACACAAUUUAUGUG
Entrophospora candida is the source of this 354-nucleotide messenger RNA. The record is from the annotation of a GenBank genome assembly. NCBI's taxonomy places the organism in Eukaryota, Fungi, Glomeromycota, Glomeromycetes, Entrophosporales, Entrophosporaceae.